AUGAACUUUGAAAGACAACUCUAUGAAACAUAUUAAAUAGAUCCUGAUCAAUUACACAAAAAUAUGAAUCAAGAUAAUCUCAUACUAUUAUGUUAAUUGGCAGAUUAAAGUGAUAAUGAAAUUACAUUACAAAUUGUAGGAAGCUUAGUAUCCACUUUUAUAGAUUAAAACCAUCAAAAUACACCAGAAUUUGGUAAGAUAUUUGAAUUUGCAUGGAAUAGAAUAAAAAGAUUUACAACUCAUUCACGUCCAGUCUAUCAUUUUUUUGCAUCCAUUAUUGCCAAUAUAGUAUUACACUUUUAUGAUUAAAUACCUGUUUAAUAUUUUAAAGAAUAAGCCUAAGUAAUGAAUAAAUAAGUAUAUCUAAUUAUCAUUGAUACAGUAUUAAGAAGAUUAUAACCAUAAGAUCGAAUUGGAGAAUUUAAGAUACUUGAUUCAAAAUAAAAAAUAGUUAGACAAUAAUUCUUUAAACAUAAUCUUGAUGCUCUUCUUGAAAUUAUUACUACAAGUUUAAUUGGAAAUAAUAGCAAUCCUGAUUUAUAAUUAUUAGAUAGUGCAAUUGAUCUAUUAAAUUUAUUAUUAUCUUCAGAAAUAAGAGAUGAUUUUAAAGAAAAGGAUUGGCAUAAAAUUAAAAGAGCAGAAGUAAAAAAUAAAAGAAAUUUAUAAACUAUAAUGAAAGAAAUUAAAUUCUAAAUAUUAGAUUAAAAUGAACUUGAAAAAAUGAUACAAAAUUAACAUUUAGAUCAUAUGGAUCCAAUCACUAAUCAUAUUAAAAUGGUUUGGUCUAUUGUUAAAUAUUAAUAAUUUAUUGCUAAACUAACUGAAUUAUUACCAUUAAACAUUAAAAUAUGGGAAUCUCUUGGUAAAAUAUGUAAAAUUUAUUAAAAAUACUAUUCCAAUGAUAAAUAAAGUAUAGAUAUUAUCUAUUAAAUCACUUCUAAUAUUAUGGUAUCAGACAUAUCUAAAAUUAAUUCUAUUAGUUUACUUAAUUUUGCAGGUAAGACUAUAUUUGCUAAUCAUACUCCAUAAUGGAUUGAACUUAAUUUAAAUUUAAUCAAAACUUUAAAUACUAUAGAAGCUGUUUAAGUAGGACUUAAAUUUUUAAGAAAUCUUGUUAGAUUUUAAAGAUAAUAUGACUAUAGUUAAUUACAUUCAUUUGUUAUGCCUAUUAUUGCAAGCUUUUUUAAUUCUUGGAUUAUUCAAAAUAAUUAAUGGAUUAAUGAUAAAUUCUUAAGAAACAAUAUCAAACAUAUUUUGAAAGAAAUUAGUUGUUUUAUGAUUGAAUAAUAUUUAGAGUUUUUUGCUUAAAUGAUUUAAUUAAAUUAAGAUCAGAAUAUUUAAGAAUUGGCAUUCAAGUAUUAUGCAAUGGGAUUGUUUGCAUCAAUUAAAUGUACAACAUAUCAAUUAGAUGUUAUUAAUAAAUUAUAAUUUUACAAGAUGGAAUAAUUUCUAUAUCCAAUAAACUUAGAUUUAUUUAAACAAUUUCAUUAUUAAGAACUUUAUAGUAAAGCAUUUGAUUUUGCAUUCUUAUACUUAAAAAAAUAAUCACCUUUUACAGAUAGAUUUUUAUAUAAGAUUUGGAAAGUACUAUUUGAUCAAUAAGCUCUUAUUAAAUUUGAAGAUAUUAUAUAGAAAAUGUAAAUUGAUAGAAAAACUAUCUUUAAUUUUAGUAGAAUAUUUUUAUUUAAUGAUUAAGAAUUGAUUUUAAAAUCUUUAAAGAUUUUCAUCAAUGCAAAAAUUAAAAUGGAAGAUGUAUUUUAUUAAAUAAAUUAAAUUAACAUACCUAAAGAAUGUUUUUCUGAUUUUCAUGAAUUUCGUAUAAUUCCUAAUUAAAAGAUUAUUACCUUUUAUCAUAAAGUCAAAAUGUAUUUGUUAAAUGUUGAAAAUGAAUCCAUUAAAGAUUAAUUAACAUCUGAUUAACUAAUAUAGAAAUUAAAAAAUGAUGUUUUAUAAUUUUUAGAUUAAAUUUAAAACACUGGAGAUAUAGUUUUUAUCUUAUAGAGUAUGUUAAAUGAAAAUGUAAGGAGUCUUUAUGGUGUCAUUAUGUAGAUUGUUGAUGAUAAAGCCUAUUUGAAUUUAUUUGCAUAAUCAAUUAAUUUUGAUAUGCUCAAAUUAACUAGAAUGAUGAUAAAUACUACUGGAUAAAUUGGUUAAUUGAAAUAAGUUAUGAUAGAUCAACUUUAUGAAUGGAUUUUACUUGUAAUUUAAAAAGUAUAAUUUCAUUUAGAUUCUAUAAAUAAAGAAUUCAAUUAAGAAAGACAAUUAGGACAAAAAAGUAUCUAAAAUAUUUAUAAGCUCUAUUAUAAACCUUUACUAUAAUUAUUGAAGAUAUUCUAAAAUUUGAAAUACUUAAAUCGAUUAACAACAAGUAAAAAACAAGUUAGAAUUUAGAUAUAUUAAUCAAUAUUACUAAUAUUCAAAUAUAUCAAUCUAAAUGAUUUAAGUAAUUACAUUCACAAAAUGUCUUAAUUAUUUUAUGUUAUCUAAUGGAUAUUAGAAUUUGAAAUUACUAGAUAAAUGAUAACUGAUGAAAUAUUUGGAGUUAUAUUAGAUGUAAUUCUAUAUCACAUUUUAUUUAGUUUAUUAAUUGUGCCCUAUUAAUACAAGAGAAAAGAUCCUUGAUGACCUGCUUAAAGAUUAUAUCAGAUAUCUAAACCUAUGAUUAAUUCAGUCAUUCUUAAUAUGUAAAAUAUUAUCAUUUUUACUCUUUAGAUUUAAUAGAGAUUAAUUGCAGAAAAUUGUUUAUUUGGUGCCUUUCUUUAUAAUAUAAGAAUUUCAGAUAUAUCAGUCUUAAUUUUAAGGUACUUCUAAAGAAUGCCUAAUGAUUUUAAUAUUCUAUUCUCUAAAAUCAAAUAAAGAAUGCAACCAUAUAAAAGUUAAGAAUGGGAUUAAAUUAUAAAUAUCAAGUUAGAUAAGCUUUACUCCAUAAUUCCAAAAUAAUAAUAACUUGUUAAACCUGCAGCUUAAAACAAAUAAAUAGAAAAAACAUUCACAGAUUAUUUUUAUUAAGUAUAAUUAUUUUAUAAUUAUUAUCCAUGA
Messenger RNA from Paramecium pentaurelia, 3039 nucleotides. The record is from the annotation of a GenBank genome assembly. Lineage: Eukaryota; Ciliophora; Oligohymenophorea; Peniculida; Parameciidae.